AUUUGUUUAGGAAACAAAUGAGACCCCGGGUGGGUCACGUGACUGAAAGGGUGUGCUCGGGAUUAAGGUCCGGGUAGGAAACACAAACAAAAUGGCUGGGAAGAAGAAAGACGCUGAAACCUUCGACGUGAUCGAGUUGGCCGAGCACGUCAAGAAGCAGAGAUGGUGGAACAAAAUGUUCGGAGAUAAUUCCGGCCCGGCUGCCGAGAAGUAUUCCGUCGCAACGCAGCUCGCUAUCGGUGGAGUGACUGGGUGGUGUGCGGGAUAUUUGUUUCGGAAAGUCGGAAAAGUUGCAGCGUCGGCCGUAGGCGGCGGCUUCUUUUUGCUUCAGGAAGAAAACAAAGAAAAUGGGAACUCCUUUAACUCGAAAUUCCGACUCAGGAUCUCAGCUCCUCAACUCCGAGUUCAGCAAGUGACGUCAAAUCAAAAUGGCCGCUCGCAGCAUCAGCAGUAAACUCAGCAGCACUUCUUACCUCAGCACAGUUAGCUGACUAGCUAAGUUGUUGCUUAGGAAAGAUGAACAAAAAAGACUCUGUAGCUUGAAAAUGACGUAAUUCCGAGCUCUGACUUCCCACUUCCGAGGUAAGCUGAAUACAGCAUCAGGGUUGAGGGAUACCAUUCCCAACUUUCUGAGUAGGAAUUCCUCACUGAGGGUUUUUUUAUUUGUUUUCUCCUUUUGGAAAUUUCAAACUAGCAUUAGCUAGCAAAAGUUAUUUUCUAAGAACACGUAGCUUUACAUCAUUGUGUCAAUUGGCACACUGUCAUAUAUAUAUUGGUAUGAUGGCGAUUCUGCAGGAAUUCCGUCCAAUUUCUGAAGAUUUUGAUCACCAUUUGUCUUGUGAGACGCAAACCUCUCGUGAGGCGGCAUCUCUCAAACGUCAAACAUCACGCAGUAACCAUGGAGACGUCCCGGUCCCUCGGAUCGGCUGGGAAUGAAACCGAUGUUCAGGAUCACUGAAGUGUCCAUGACGGUGUAGUUGCAGUUUUCUGAGUCUCCGGACACUAAUUUGGAAAUUGUCUAUCACUGACAAACAUAAGGAUAGAUAGAUAGGUAGAUAGGUAGAUAGAUAGAUAGAUGGAUAGAUAGAUAGAGAGAGAGAGAGAGAGAUAGAUCGAUGUACUUCAUUGAUGCACUUUUACUAUACAGCAUGUGUGUUUAAUCCUGAGGAAAAACAAGUUGAUAGCUCAAGAAAACAACUUUUGUAGUAUAUUUAAAGCUUCUCUUAAACCUUAUUUCUUUAGGAUUGCUUUUACUUGAUUACUUUUUGUUUUUUGUUAUUUAAUUUUUAUUAAUAAUAAUAGUAAUUGAAUUGUAGUUUAUUUUUAACUGUUGUUUGAUACAUGUCUAUAUACUCUUAUGUAAAGUGCCUUGAAAGGCCUUUUAAAGACACUAUAUACAAUAAAGUUUAUUAUUAUUGUUAUUAUUAUUAUUAGUUUAUUACAAGAUCAGGGGGAAAAAAUAACCCAUAAUAAUAAUCCAUAAUAAUUCCAAUGGUCUGAUAAAGACAGGUUCAGGUUCAGGACCCCAACCUUCAGCUCACAACCUUCUGGUCAUCACUGAUCCUAAGAGCUGAUCAUCUGAAACGCUACAGGUCUGACCCCGGAGCUAUUUUUGUCCU
Molecule: messenger RNA, 1619 nt
Organism: Pangasianodon hypophthalmus (striped catfish)
Lineage: Eukaryota; Metazoa; Chordata; Actinopteri; Siluriformes; Pangasiidae
Gene: fundc2
Product: fun14 domain containing 2
Exons: 4
Coding region: 92-454 (120 amino acids)
Biological process (GO): autophagy of mitochondrion
Cellular component (GO): mitochondrial outer membrane
Source: RefSeq, a predicted model, not a curated record